AUGUUAAAUUUAACUUCUUCAAGUGUGGUUCCAUUUGACUGCAUGGCCAGCUGCAUCAGUAGCCCCAUGCUGUAUACCAUCACCACGGUCAACUACUUCUUCUUCUCCGGGGCGGUGGGCUUUCUCGGGGUGGUGGUCAACGUCAUCAAGGUCAUCAUCUUCUUCAAGAUCGGCUUCAAGGACACCACCAACAUUUCUUUCUUUAGCUUGUCCGUGGCCGACACAGGCGUGGUCCUGAUGCUGUUGGGGUUCAGCGUUGUCUACAACCCUGGUGUCAUACAAGCCGUGACCUACUUCGAGGUGGUAGACUCGGUCGGAUACAUCUCGUUCGGGUGGCCCUACGCCGGGUGCAGCCGUGUGGCCAGCAUGAUGACGGCAGUAAUCACUGUGGAGAGGUUUAUGUGCGUGUCCUUGCCGCUGAAGGUCAGAACCAUCAUCACCCCAAAGGUGUCCAUCGUAACCUCCUUCACCGUGUUCUGCGUUGUCAUGGCGACAGUCGUCCCUGCAUUUCUUGCCAGCAGGCUGGGCCCAGCCUACAACGCCAGGGUCAACAAAACCACUUUGGGCCUGAUUCACCCCCCAAUGGCCGCGAGCCUGGAAGGCUUCACUUUGAUGGCCAUGGUCGUCUUCCAGCUCUUAGCUUUUGGCGUCGUUACGGCAUGCACUUUCGCCCUCAUCCGGUCAUUUACAAGAACAGUUCAAUGGAGGAAGCAGGUUUCAAACAGCAGUUCCUCUUUGACGGGCAGGGACAAGAAGCUGGUUAAAAUGGUCAUCUUCAUCUCUUUUUCUUUUAUCGUUUUCUCCAUCCCUGGCGUGGUUAUUACUUUCAUGAUGAUCUUCAUCAAAGAGUUCAAAAUGACCGGUCUGUACAAGAAUCUCUUUGUCACGCUUUUCUCCAGCUUUUACCCCAUGGACGGUCUGAACUCUCUGGUGAACUUUUUCAUCUUUCUGUACAUGAGUAGCAAAUUCAGGAACAUUUUCAUGUCCAUGUUCCAUUUGCGAUUGGUCUUUGGAACAAAUAUUCAGAGCGAAGGCAUUGCCAAAGCGCAGAAGGGUGACUAUCAUACUGAAAAUGAGAAAGAUAUUAUGAUUUAA
Molecule: messenger RNA, 1095 nt
Organism: Biomphalaria glabrata
Lineage: Eukaryota; Metazoa; Mollusca; Gastropoda; Planorbidae
Product: FMRFamide receptor-like
Exons: 1
Coding region: 1-1095 (364 amino acids)
Biological process (GO): neuropeptide signaling pathway
Cellular component (GO): membrane
Molecular function (GO): neuropeptide receptor activity
Source: RefSeq, a predicted model, not a curated record